Molecule: messenger RNA, 1165 nt
Organism: Clupea harengus (Atlantic herring)
Lineage: Eukaryota; Metazoa; Chordata; Actinopteri; Clupeiformes; Clupeidae
Product: fatty acid-binding protein, liver-like
Exons: 4
Coding region: 1-558 (185 amino acids)
Molecular function (GO): lipid binding
Source: RefSeq, a predicted model, not a curated record
AUGACUAGGGUAUCUAAAAUAUUACCAAUUUCCAACAGAGGUGAAGCAAACGUACCGAUGGCCUUCAACGGAGCCUGGAGAAUGUACUCUCAGGAGAACCACGAAGAGUUCUUCAAAGUCCUGUCUGUGCCAGACACUCUCAUCCGCAUCAUGCGUGACGUGAAGCCAGUGACUGAGAUCAAGCAGAACGGAGAGGAGUUUGUGGUGACCGUGAAGACGCCUCUGCGCUCCACCACCAACACCUUCACGCUGGGCCGCGAGGCCACCAUGAAAACCCUCGAAGACAAGACGCUCAAGGCUGGUGAAAUUCUGCCACUAAUGCACUGGAUUAGCAUAUACUCAUUUGGCGUGCUCAUAGAGAAGGCAGAGCUUUUUUUUAUCUUGUUGCUAAGUAAUGUCUGCUGUGAGCAGUGCAUGGUACGCCUGGAGGACGGGAAGCUGGUCUGCACCUCAGAGAAGUUUACCCAUGUGCGCGAGAUCCAGGGCGAGGAAAUGGUGGAGGUCAGUGGCCUUUCUCUCUCCUAUCAGUGGUGUGUUCAAGAUAAAACUGCACUGUGAAACAUUAUGCUCCACGGUAGAAGACCUGACUGAUGUGUGAGGCUGGCAGUUCACUGCCAUUAAGCGAAGUCUUUGUAAUGGCUUUAUGCUUGAAUAGAAUAGAUGAUCAACAUGCCUCUCGUGUUCUAACAUGAUGUGACGUGUACUUUUGUUUCCCAUGGCAACGCUGGUCUCUCAGACAAUGACAGCUGGCUCUACAUCCCUAAUCAGACGAAGCAAGAAGAUCUGAGCUGGAGCAAAGGCACCACUCAAUAGAUAUAAAUAAACUAAUAAACUAUAUGCCAAUGACUGGUCUCUGCAAUUCAUUAUCUUCUUCAAUAUGUUUUUAUUGAAAAAUGAUACAGUCAAGCAUUUCAAUUUGUUAAGUAUGCCCUUCUGUAUAUGGUUAAAUUGAAAUGUUAAUAAAUCAAAUUCAUGUCUGAACUGAAAAGACAAGAUGAUUUUCAUAGCAAAAGCAAAAACCACACAGCAACCAAGAUCAUGACCAAUCAAUUCCCAUCUCAUCAAUACUACUUCUGUUACACACAGCCACGGACAUAAAACAGUGACAAAUGCAGUCAUCUAUUCAUUGUAACAGAUCCUCCUUUAUCACGUCUUCAGGCUACAA